ACCCAGCCAUAUCCAUCCCUCGAUCCGUGUCUACAAGGCCAGACCGAGUAUAUACAACCAGUAUAUACCGAGUAUAUACCAGAGAUAUACUCACCAUGGGUCUCUUCAAGCGCAAAGACUCGAAAAACUCCAUCCAGAGCGACCGGGACGAGCAGGACUCCUUCGUCUCCGCCAACAGCGCCCGCACCUCCAAUGCCUCGCUGCGCUCCCCCGGCUACAAGCCCGGCAACAUGCCUGCUCCCAUCCCAGAGUUGCCAGUGACCAGACCUCCAGACCCGGCUCUCGACCCCGCCGCCUAUCUGCGCAGCAUCCACGCCGUCCGUGAACGGUCGCGCAUCAUCCUGCGCCGGGCGAAACGCAACCAGCUCGCCCACUUUGACGUCGACAUGUCCAAGUUUGUCGCCACGGCUUCUUACGUCGUCUCCAUCAUCAAGAGAGAUUACGCCCCCGAUUAUCAUACCAUCCCCCCCCAUGGCCGCUGGCAGCACUUUGACGUCGGCGGUCGCCCCCGUGUGAACCAGCUGCUGCAGUCGUGGCCCAGCACCAUCGAUGCCCUGGAACGGACCCGUCGCCUCAUCGACCUGUUUGUCGUCUCCGUCCUGCUCGAUGCCGGUGCGGGGAACUCGUGGUCCUAUAAGUCCAAGGAAUCCGGCAAAUUCUACUCCCGCAGCGAGGGGCUGGCCGUCGCCUCCAUCGAAAUGUUCAAGACCGGUCUCUUCAGCAGCGACCCCACCGAGCCCUGCCAGGUCGAUGGUGCCGGUCUCAGGAAGAUCACCGUCGACGUCCUCGCCAAGGGGCUGCAGCAUUCCGAGCAGAACCCGCUGGCUGGCAUCGAGGGCCGCGCCGGCCUGCUCGUCCGCCUGUCCGAAGCUCUCAACAACCAGGAGCUGUUUGGCGUCGACGCCCGGCCUGGAAACAUGCUAGACUACCUCCUGUCGCACCCCUCAACCUUGGCCUCCUCGGUCCCCAUCAUCCAUGUCACGACGCUGUGGUCCGUGCUGAUGGAGGGCUUCGCCUCCAUCUGGCCUCCCUCGCGUACCCAGAUCGAUGGUGUCUCCAUCGGUGACGCCUGGGUCUGCUCCGACCUGCCUCGGUCCCCCCCCGCGCAGCCGUGGGAGAGCAUCGUCCCCUUCCACAAGCUAACCCAAUGGCUGUGCUACUCGCUCAUGACCCCGAUGUCGAAGCUGCUGAGCAUCCAUUUCGCCGGCGCCGAGCUGCUCACAGGCCUCCCCGAGUACCGCAACGGCGGUCUGCUCAUCGACUGCGGCCUCCUCACCCUCAAGGACUACGACAUGGAGCGCGGCAUCCAGGCUUACCACGAGAACGCCCAGCUCAAGGGCCAGCGCAGCAUGGAGGUCGUCCCCUUGUUCACCGCCGACGACGACGUCAUCGUCGAAUGGCGCGCCGUCACCGUCGGUCUCCUCGACGAGCUGCUCGACGAGGUCAACUCCCAGAUUGGCCUGUGUGGCCCCGACCAGCUCUCCCUCGCUCAGAUGCUGGAGGCUGGUACAUGGAAGGGCGGCCGUGAGAUUGCCGAAGUCUCGAGACCUAAUACCAAGGAGCCCCCGAUCAUGAUCUGCUCCGACGGCACCGUCUUCUAAGCUAAGGGUGGCUCUUAUGAUCUGAUGACACUUUAUCCUUUCCUUCACCAUCUUCCCUUUUCCUUUCCCCCCCCCCUUCACUUCGUGUAUCUUCUCUUUCAGUCCAUGACCUCUCCCUUCAUUCUCAUGGUAUUCUUAUUCUUCUCUACUCUUUUCUUUCUUCUGUUCUUUUUCUUCCC
Penicilliopsis zonata CBS 506.65 is the source of this 1780-nucleotide messenger RNA. RefSeq lists its product as hypothetical. Lineage: Eukaryota; Fungi; Ascomycota; Eurotiomycetes; Eurotiales; Aspergillaceae. Bases 96 to 1601 code for a protein of 501 amino acids. The record is from RefSeq and is a predicted model, not a curated record. The transcript is spliced from 4 exons.